AUGCUCACCCAGAUCGCCAAAGAUCCGACAAACUUCGUUGACUAUCUUGGUCGAAUGACCGGGAGCAUGGCAACGAGCAUCGCCUACGGCUUUCGGCUACCCAGUGUUGAUGAUCCACUGACUCACGAGAUGUUGGAGAACUCGCACGGAUUCUUCCAAUGCGUGGCACAAUCCAAGUUGUUGGACUGGUAUCCGUCACUGAGACCACUAGCGGGCCUUCUUCCUCGAACAAUGAACCCCUGGGCAUCACAGGCACUGAACGCAUACGCCAAGGAGAAAGCAACGUUCGGGAAGGCCUACAAGAUGGGUCUGAGCAGUGCACUACCGUGCUUUGCUCUCGAUAUCGAAGCUGCCAAGCCUGACAUGAAGCUACUGACGGAUCACGCCGCGACUUACAUUGCGGGCAUUGCCUUCGAAGGCGGAGCUGACACCACGAGAUAUACAUUGCAAGGUCUUAUCAAGGCCAUGGUCUUGUAUCCGGAAGCGCAAAGAAAAGCUCAAGCUGAGCUUGACAACGUCGUUGGAGCAGAUGAGAUCCCCUCGAGUCAUCACCUGAAGGAUCUCAAGUACAUCAACCAGACGGCGAAGGAGGCUGUUCGAUGGAUGCCCACCGCCAUCAACGGGGCAACUCCACACGCCACUGUGAAGGAAGAACAUUACCGAGACUACCGCAUACCUGCUGGUGCCACCAUUGUACUGGCUGUUUGGUCGGCCAAUCAUGAUCCCAAAGAGUUUGACGACGUGCGAAGAUUCUAUCCCGAGAGGCAAAAUCCAGACACAUCCGUAUACGAGUCCGCAAACUUGGCUUCUCCAAAGGAGCGAGGUCAAUGGGGCUUUGGAUCUGGCCGCAGAAUCUGUCCUGGCAUGCAUAUUGCGCACAACACACUCAUGCUCAGCAUUGCUCGUCUGCUGUGGGCAUUUGAAUUUGGAAAGGCAAAGGAUGCUAACGGCAACAUAAUCGGGAUCGAUAGAGACGCAAUGGUGGGUGGUCUGGCCGCGAUGCCGGCGCCGUUCCAAUGCAGUAUCACGCCAAGGAGUGCCGAGAGGGCAGCCUUGAUCAGCAAAGAAUGGGCCAAGUUGUCUGAAAGGAGCCUCGAUGCCAAAGGCAACUAUAAGCACAGUAUGUUUGAUGAAUGA
Fulvia fulva is the source of this 1137-nucleotide messenger RNA. RefSeq names its product Cytochrome P450 monooxygenase. Bases 1 to 1137 code for a protein of 378 amino acids. Gene Ontology annotation, molecular function: monooxygenase activity; iron ion binding; heme binding. The record is from RefSeq and is a predicted model, not a curated record. The transcript has 4 exons. NCBI's taxonomy places the organism in Eukaryota, Fungi, Ascomycota, Dothideomycetes, Mycosphaerellales, Mycosphaerellaceae.